UUUAACUUAUAUAAAAUAAAGGCUGUCGGGUUUCGGAAUAUAUCUUACCAUGAUGCCAGGGGACAGUCAGUCCAAAACGGUAGCAAUCGCCGCGGACGCGACGGUUGGAAACUGUCAAAACUGCUCUGUUUUGCACCAGAGCCUGAACGAAUAUGUGUCGUCAUUUCUGGCGCUGAAGCAGAAGAUACCGCUUUCAGAUGACUCAAUAAUGCUUCAACAACAGCUGGAAGAGCUGCAGAUCAGAUUGAUUGCUCUCGAGAAAAAGACAGCAGAUUAUGAAUCUGUGCAAGCAGAACUUGAAGAAACGAAGGGUGCUCUUAAGGCAUAUGAACAGAUGUCUGAAGAGAUGGUAAAACUGAAGCAGGAAAACAGACAGACAAUGGCAGAGAAAAAUAAGCUUGAAGCUGAGCUGAAGGAUGUGAAAGAACGUACAGAAACACAGUCACUUGAAAAUGCACAGCUGAAGAGGGAGAAGGCCGUGGUAGAAAAUGAUUUGCUGAAAACACAGACAUCUUUGAAGACAUCUCAGGCACAAGCAGAUCAAGUUGAAAAAUUGAUAGAGGAGAAUGCCAAGACAACAAGCAUAAAGGACAACCUUGAAAAGAAAGUUAAACUGCUUGAAGAGUCAGUCUGCAAACAGGAUCAUCAAACAUCCCAACUGACCAAGGAUAAGACCCUGCUAGAGAGAAAUAUUGAUGACCUCCAGGUGAGACUGAUGAAGCUGGAAAGAGAAAGGUGUAAAGAAUAUAGGAGCACAUCAUCUCAAGCAAGUGCCCCUGAGGAGCCUAAAGUUGACAAAGAAAAGAUCCGGAUGUUGCUGGAGAAUUUGUGGGCGUGUGUUGAACCUCAGCAGCAGCAGUCUGCAAACCUGUUGCACUUACAUGUUUCAGAGUCCAGUUCCAAGCAAGGUCUACCCUCCUCUCCACAAAAUAGACUGCACCCUCAUCUGAGUAACACAUCCAGGUCUGCUUCUCACAAGACCAGCGAGUCCCACAGUUGCCCCAUGCAAACAAAAGCCGCUGAUACACAGUUAAAACUCUCCCCUCAUGGGCGUAAAGCCAUCAAGCAUCAAGCAUGUUUGCAGUCAGCAAGUACCAAAAAGAGCCUGCGAUUGUCAAAGGAAAUCAAAACUGGGGAGUCAUCUCCUGUCUUGGGCAGUUCCGAAGUAUCUGUUGAGCAGAUAAUGGCAUUGUUCAAACCAAUGCUUUCCUGUAUAUCGCCGCUACCAGAUUUGGAAACAGAGAUGGAAUCUAUGGAGACAGAUGAUGGAGAAAAGGAAGACCAUCCCAAACCCUCUGCUGAUUUUGUUCCUCCUCAGCAAGAAGAAUCUUUACUUGUCACAACAUCAGUGUCAAACCACUGUCCCAUAUCUUCUGCACUACCAACAAAGGAGAAUGUGGACUUACCAGUGGUCACAACACAGGAAGUGAAGCACAUUUCCAUUGAAAAUUGCUCCAAAGACUUGGGACAAAAUGAGUUGAAUGGCGUUCCUGAAAUGGACAAAAGCAGUAUUGAUGGCAAAGAAGUGCAUCAUGAAAAAGACAUGCAGACUGAGCAGGAGCCAGCAACUGUGCACGUAGCAUCAGCAGCAGCAUCAUCUUCUUCUUCCACGACAGUUUUGGUUGAGGAUAUGUCAUUAACUGCUGAAAGUCCAGAGCCAUCCGGUAGUGCAAAUCCCAGUGGCAUCUGUGAAGCUGAAAAUGCUUUAGGAAAGGUGAAGCUCCUGACGAUGGGGGAGUCACCUGGAAGAAAUGAUACCACCGUAAUCUCUGACGAAGCAGGAGAUGCACAGCCAGUUACUUCCUCUGUUGAUUCCUCAACAUUUGUUGAUGCUGUGAGAGACGCUGAGAUUACAAAUACAGAGAACUGUUCUGAAGUGGGAAAAAGUCAUCAGGACUCUUGUGGUUUAGGACAGGGCAGUCAAGAUGUCACAGCCUUUAAGCCCCAGGAAAAUAAAGGGUGUCUCGGCGAGGACAUAGGAGAUAACCCCUGUUUGUUAAGCAGCAGUGACAGCAUCAGUAGUGUCUCAAAUGAGAAUGUUGAAAAGAGGCUUGAACAUGAUGCAUCCAUAAAACUUCUUGUGGAGGGAGAUGCUAACAAAGAGCAAGAAACUGGAGGAGUUGCUUCUCCCCCAGAGUCAAAUGGUGAUAACAGACCUCCGCCUCCACUUAAGUCCACAGUGUUGAAGGUGGAAGAUGGGGAGUCUCAUGCCGACCUGGACUCUGGUGAAGCAAAUGUUGAAACUCCUUCAAAAAAGCAUGUUGAUAUGGAGACACUGAACAGUGAAAUUCUAUCAGACCAUGGUCCUUCACCUUCUGGCUCCCAAGAGACAACAAGCGUUGACUGUGAAUCUGUGAAAGAAAGUAGACAUUCUCUCUGCAGGAGUUUGAGUCCUUCGUGUCUGUUUCCCACUGUGAAAUUGCUGGCUUUAGAAAGUCACCCAGCCCCAGAAAAACUUAAUGUCGGUUUUAAGGUUGAGCUCAUUUCAACAAACAACAAACCUCUACAGCCUGUGCCAAAUUUAAAGGAAGAAAGAAGGGCUUUAGUCAAAGACUUGCCCCAGGACAGCAUAGAUGCAAGUAACCAUAAAAUGAACGAAUGUAAAUUGGACACUGUUUGUCCUACUACCUCAUUAAAGCAGAGCGCUGCUGCCACAAACGGACAGAAUAAAUGUGCGGAAUCGUGUACAAAUGUGCUUGAAAAACAAAGCAGACAUACGAUCAGAGAGGAAGAAAAUAGCCCAGGAGGAGGUUCAACUACAGCUCAACCACCAGAAUGCAUCGGCCAAGUUCUCUCUGAAAUGGGCCCUCCACUUCCUCGUCUCCUAACCCCACUGAGCACACCUCCGAAGGUGGGCAAAUCCAUCAAUCCAAGGCAGGCUAUUGGGAAACUCUCAUUUCCCUCACCCAUGGAUAGACUGGCGUCGCCUACCACCCCCGUCCAGACCCACAUGACACCCAACGGUCAGCAGCUGAGUUCCUCAUCUCUGAGCAGUCCACUCCUUCCAAACGGAGUCCCCUCCUCACCACUUCAGUUCGGCUCCGCCACUCCAAAGCACGCAGUGCCGGUCCCGGGUCGCCUGCCCUUGACUGCAACGAAUUCCUCGCCGUCGUCUUCCUCCAGUCCAUCUCAGGAAAACUCCAUGAGGAUUCUUGACACCAUGUACCCAGAGCUCUCUGCCCACGCCCGCACUCUGAGCAUCCUCAGAGGGAACGUCAGCCUCAGCAUUUGUUCAUCAGAGAGCGGAACAUUACCGACAACGGCCGUCAGCCAGGUGUCUGGCUUUAAAACUAUUAACUCCACCUCAACGGCCUUCACCAAGACUCAGAUGAGAGGAGAAAAAAGACAGUCCAUUAGUUUGCCUGAGCCUAAAAGCAGCAAGUGUCUCAGGCUAGAUAGCUGCUCUCCUACUGUCAGUCGUAAGCAGGUGCCUUCCUCCUCCUCAAACAGUGGAGAGGAGACCACUCCACCCCAGACUCUGAGCCUCAAACAGCUCACCAAUGAGCCCGCCUCUCCGUACAUGGAAGUUGGAGAACCUGCAGAGCAAAAUCUCAUAGUUAAUGCUUUAAAAAAAAUUGAAAACCAGUGUUUUGACCUGUUGCCUGUGAUCCAGAGCCACCUGUAUGUUGGCAACCUGCCUAAAAAGCCCGUCUUGAGAAGCGAGGAGAAGGAGGUUAUCUCUGAGAUUUGCCAGAGCAGCUUGGCAGAUGAUAUGAUUGUUGCCAUCCUGAACAAACUAAAAGCAGAGAAGGGAGACCUCAGUAUGAACUCCAUGCAGGCCCUCUGCAGAGUCUACACGGGGCUCUGUAGACAGAAGAGAGACUGGGAGAAGGCUCACAUCCUGGCCUACAGCAUUCUUACAGAAGACUUCCCAGACUCUGCUAAGCUGAUUUUGUUCAUGGUGACAACAUGGCCCAGUGUCCUCUCACACAGCAGUUCUCUGUGCCAGGCAAUACAUGCUGUCACCAAACUGAAAGCACAAGAAAACCUCCUCAACUGCCUUUCAGCAUUCCUCGGUUGGGAGAAGAGUCCUCCCUGUGACAUUGACAAGCUGAUCUCCAGAACACUGUCUGAUGUUCGGUCAGGGUCAAGCCUGCCUUUCACUAAACACAGCCGGCACGGGGACGACCUGGGGACUGAGGCUUGGGAACAUGUCUUCACUCUGCACCUCCUUUGUACGCACAAAACGUGGAAGUGGACCUAUGAAAACGUAUUGGGCAAGGAGCUGUGGCCAUUAAUGAACACUUGGGUCACACAGCCCAGAGAUCAACAAACACCCGUCUCUGAUGUGACUGUUGCCACCGUACUCCGACUAAUAGGACGCCUCGGUCAGCUGGGAAUCAAACAGAGGUGUGUUUCCUCUGUGGUGACUGUCGCCAACGUCAUCAACACCUUUGGUAGGCAGGGACAGACUGAAGGUUUGCCAUGGGAGGUCCAGUUAGCAGCCGUCUACUGCAUCUACGACCUGUCUCCCUGCAACCCCAAACAAGCCAUGGAAGCCCUUGCAGGGUGGAGGGGAGAAACGACUCAGAGCGUCCCUCCUGCUGUUACCAGCUGCAUUAACCAGUUAGCCUCUGUCUGCAGACAGGUCAAGAGCUGAGAGACGCACACAUGCAGUACAAAUCAACAUGGGCAUACUGUGUGCAUGUCAGCCUGUACCUAUUGUAAAGACAGCAUGACUGAAAAUAUCACCAUGUACCCCACAGUUCAUUUUAACGCGCUGACUGUCUACCAUUCAGGCACAUGAAAAGUCACAAAUGUGUUUUGUUCUCCUAAAACAGGGUGUCUGGAGGUUCAUUGUAAGUCUUAAACUGAAAUGGAUUGUCAAAGACAGUUUCACAUCUUUUUUUAAUGUGCACUUCUACCUUGAAACUAUGUCUGAUUUUGUAGGAAAUAUUCUUUUUCUUAUGUGAGAGACAUGUAAAAUUUGGUUUCCCUAAAAUUUUAAACUGUCUGCACCUGUAAUAAAUGAACUGGCAUCACUCCUUGCCAUUUUGCUGUACUCAGGUAAUGCUCUAAAAUAUUGUAAAACAUGUACAUGUGUGUUCUGCUUUAACUGUGGCGCUGCUGCAAAUGUUUCUCUAUUCACGUGUAUGUAAAUAUGAGGUAUUAAUGAAAAUAGAGAAUGCCACAGUAAUUGCUUUGUACAGUUUAAAGUUUCAGACAUUAUUUAAUUUUUCAAAUUAAAAUUUCUACAUA
Molecule: messenger RNA, 5199 nt
Organism: Chelmon rostratus (copperband butterflyfish)
Lineage: Eukaryota; Metazoa; Chordata; Actinopteri; Chaetodontiformes; Chaetodontidae
Gene: ice1
Product: KIAA0947-like (H. sapiens)
Exons: 20
Coding region: 50-4600 (1516 amino acids)
Source: RefSeq, a predicted model, not a curated record